Messenger RNA from Anolis carolinensis (green anole), 2625 nucleotides. RefSeq names its product sphingomyelin synthase 1 (gene sgms1). Gene Ontology annotation, molecular function: ceramide cholinephosphotransferase activity; protein binding; sphingomyelin synthase activity. Gene Ontology annotation, cellular component: plasma membrane; Golgi membrane; endoplasmic reticulum membrane. Gene Ontology annotation, biological process: sphingomyelin biosynthetic process; ceramide biosynthetic process. Bases 550 to 1791 code for a protein of 413 amino acids. NCBI's taxonomy places the organism in Eukaryota, Metazoa, Chordata, Lepidosauria, Squamata, Anolidae. The record is from RefSeq and is a predicted model, not a curated record. The transcript is spliced from 7 exons.
CCGGCGGACGUAAGAUGGCGGCGCGCGAUGACAAGGCCCGUCACGUGGGGGCGCCCUCCCCUUCGCUGCCCCCGCUGCCACUCGGGACCCCGCGUCGCUGAGAUCUCGGCCUGACUGACAGAGGGGCAAGGGAGCCCCACGGCAGCCGCGCCUCGCUCCUCUCCGCGCUCCCAGCGGCCCACAAGAAGCAAGCAUUGGCAUGGGGAGAAUGGUGAAGGAGGGCUAAAGAAACACAAACUCCAACAAAACUUGAGGAAGGAAGAACUGGAUUCUGUUGUAGUCAGUCCUCCCAUUGUGCAUAACGGCCUACAUCAGGCAAGAAACGCAACUGCAGAUGCAAAAUGAAGUGAAUAUUUCCUUUGUGUCCCACGUGUUAAUAUUUGCACCAGACUAUUUGAAGGAGCUCUGCGUCGACCUGCAAAACUGGUUUCUGCUCUGCUUUUCAGACAGGAUGAGCAAGACAAUGAGGGGCUUCCUGUUCUGCAAAACUAGUGCCGACUGCUCUAUUUAAAGCAGUUGUUAAGACUUACAUGCAAGUGUUCUAACGAAAUGAAAGAAGUCGUGCUCUGGUCACCCAAGGAGGUGGCAGAUUGGCUGAUGGAAAAUGCUGUGCCAGAAUACUGUGAACCAUUGGAACGUUUCACUGGGCAAGACUUGAUCAACCUGACGAAGGAGGAUUUUGAGAACCCCCCCUUGUCCCGUCUAUCUUCGGACAACGGGCAGCGACUGCUCUACAUGAUAGAGACUUUAAAAAUGGAGCACCACAUCGAGGCACACAAAAAUGGCCAUGCCAACGGCCACCUGAUCAUCAGUACAGAGGCCCCUGCCAGGGAAAAUGGCUUCAGCAACAAAACCAAGCCCAAUGGAAUGCCAAAUGGAUAUAGGAAGGAAAUGAUAAAAAUCCCCAUGCCAGAGCCAGAACGUUCUCAGUAUCCCAUGGAGUGGGGGAAGACCCUUCUGUCUUUCCUUUAUGCACUUUGCUGUUUCGUCUUGACAACAGUGACAAUUUCCGUUGUCCAUGAACGAGUGCCUCCCAAGGAGGUGGAUCCGCCCCUACCAGAUGCUUUUUUUGAUCACUUUAGUCGGGUGCAAUGGGCCUUUUCUAUCUGUGAAAUUAAUGGACUGAUCCUUGUAGGACUCUGGUUAAUUCAGUGGCUGUUUUUAAAAUACAAGUCUAUUAUUGGCAGAAGAUUUUUUUGUAUAGUUGGCACACUGUACUUAUAUCGGUGUAUUACAAUGUAUGUAACUACACUCCCAGUACCUGGCAUGCAUUUCAACUGUUCUCCAAAGCUCUUUGGAGACUGGGAAUCGCAUAUGAGGAGGAUAAUGAAGCUGUUGGCAGGAGGUGGGCUCACUAUCACAGGGGCACAUGAUAUGUGUGGCGACUACCUGUACAGCGGCCACACGGUGAUGUUGACACUCACAUACCUAUUUAUCAAAGAGUAUUCACCUCGGCGAUUCUGGUGGUAUCAUUGGAUUUGCUGGGCUCUCAGCAUAGUUGGGAUGUUUUUUAUCCUCUUGGCUCAUGACCACUACACUGUGGAUGUGGUGGUGGCUUAUUACAUCACUACAAGACUUUUCUGGUGGUAUCACACGAUGGCCAAUCAGCAAGUGCUAAAAGAGGCUUCCCAGACUAACCUUCUUGCACGGGUUUGGUGGUACAGGCCCUUCCAGUACUUUGAAAAGAAUGUCCGGGGCAUUGUGCCCCGCUCCUAUCACUGGCCAUUUUCCUGGCAAGUGUUGCACCUGGGUAGACAGCCUAAAUACAGCAGACUUGUGAACGAUACAUAACAGCUACAGAAAGGAGAUGGCAAGAGAACUGUCCAAAAGUGCUAGGAACUCCACAUGACGAGAUGCCAUAAAAAUUGAACUGCUCCCUCUCCUCUCCUCUAAUUUUUAACCAUUACCUUGACUUAAGUCUCUUCUCUUACCUGGUAAGCACUGUGAUAUUUUUCUCUCUCCAAAGGAUCUGUGAUGGACAACAAUAACGAAAUGGUAAAUUAUCAUGCACUGUAUACAUUUCUUGUUAAUAGGUUUUGGAUUUGCAUUGCUCAUCACCAUGUUUCUUUGUAUAUGAUGCAGCAGCAUAAACAACAAUAACAGCAACAAAAAGGCUUUUAUAUCAUAAGUUCUGGUCUUUCCAGUCUCGUCUGGGAAUAAAGCAUAUUAUUUUCUUGGGAAAACAUAAUUUUCAUAUCUCUUGCCCCAAAGAUUGGGCUGUAAGCCAUUUUCUAACAAAUAUCUAUAUGAAGGUUUAUAAAUACCUGACUAGGAUAAUAUACAGGAAUCUUUCUACCUGUUUCACUGAAGCUACAAAUGAUAGACGCAGAAAGGUUUGGUAAACUUUGAUUUUGUAAAUCUGCAGUGACAGUGUCAAAAGGUGCAAAAAAAUUAUUAUGUUGUAAAGUGAUUUUCUAAGUAUUUCCUAACUUUAUUUUUCAAAAUGAUAAGCGUAAAAAUAAAAUCUAAGAAGAUUUUUACAUGUCAGAGAAAAGAGGUAAAAUUUUAAAAAAUGCUUCUUGGGAGAGAGAUUUGUCUGUUUCUAGUGCCUUUCUUGUCUUGAUAGUAUGGUCAGUAGACAGUCUUUCAAAGCUUUUAUUUAAAUAAAGUAUUCCAUGAAACCAA